AACAGGAUCGACGCCGCCGCCGCCGUCGAUCAGUGAUCGUUUUGCACGCAUCGCGUUCGUUCGUCUGUCCCGUCGCACGCUCUUGCGCGCCCGUGUCCACCGGCCUUUUCUUCUUUUUUUUUACCCCCCCGUUUUUCUUUUUUUGGUUUUUCUCUCGCGGCGCCACCGCCGAUCGUCAUCGUCGUUUUCAGACAGAGGUCCCGAAAACGGCGUUCGUCGCUCGAUCGUAUUUUGUAUAAUACCUGUAUGACGACGGUAUACGCGAUAACGAUUUAACGAUAUCCGGCGUGUACUUACUACUACACGGGUCCUUUUAUCGGCUUUCAACUCGAUGUCUCUCUCUAUAGCGUCGUCGUCGUUGUCGUUAUCAUCACCGCCGUUUUGAACACCUUUGGGCGUCAGCGGUAAACGACCAUACGCGAUAGCAAUAUUAUUAUCAUCGGUACAUCAGCCGCCGCCGCCGCCGCGACGAGCAGCACGCGAGACCGCCGACGGAAGACAGUCAGAUUGGACUUCGAUUAUGGUCGUCAUUUUUAAACAAGAAUACGAAAACCAAAGCAUGAGCAAUGAAUACAGUUACUCUCGUGGAAGACCUCCUGCAGAAUCCAUUUCUCGAAUUGCAGAUUGGGACAUAAACGAUUCGAUCAUUCCCAGGGUGAGUAACUUCAAUUUAUGGGAAGAAUGGGCUGAUGGGCAUUGUCGCUUGGUAUACCCACCUAAUUGUGAAGAAGCAAAGAGACACGCUUCUGGAUGGGCAAUGAGAAACACCAACAACCACAAUGUGCACAUAUUAAAGAAAUCGUGUCUAGGUGUUUUGCUAUGCUCUAGAAGAUGUAUUCUUCCUUCUGGAGACACUGUUCACCUAAGACCAGCUAUAUGUGACACUCGAAAAAAACAACAAGGUAAACCAUGUCCUAAUAGACAGUGUCAUGGUCACUUAGAAAUAAUGCCCUGUAGAGGACACUGUGGUUACCCUGUCACACAUUUUUGGAGGCAUACAGAGUAUGCAAUAUUUUUUCAAGCCAAAGGUGUUCAUGAUCACCUAAGACCUGAAGCCAAGUCUACUUCAGAAGCACGAAGAAGCUUUGGCACCAGCCGCAAGAUUCGAAACUUCGGCAUGAUCCUAUCUCGUGAUGUUCCUUUCAAUAACAAAGUAUUAAAUUUAAAAAGUCAAAAACAGAAAGCUGCUAUUAGUAAUGUAAAUCGCAAACAGUAUUUAAGUACGCAACUAUCUCAAGAGUUGAUUUCAGAGACUCGAAAUAUAAACUCCUCCUCCGGUUGCUCGUGUCUUCCUUAUUAUUGCGUGUGCAACAACAACAACAGCCGCCUGGCACCCGAGCCCGCCACCACAGCCAUCCUCCAGCAUCAGCAAGCCGCUUACUCAUCUCAUCGUCAUCACCACCACCAUCACCACAAUAACAACCAUAGCAGCAGCAGCAGUAGCAGUGAUGACGAUCUGCACCACCACCACCACCACAACCAAGACUGGGUGUCGUCGUCGUCGUCGGGGCUGCAGAACUACCAAGUGCUGCAACAGCUCCAGUCCGAGCAGCCGUCGUCGGUCCAAAACAUGUCGGCCGUCGUGGACUUUGGGUUCGUGACCGGGCCGCAACCGGCGUCGGCGGUGUACUGCGGUCAACCGAUGCUGCAACCGACGUCCGCCACCGCCAACGACGACGACAUGUUCCAGCUGCAGCACACGACGGCGACGACGGGACAGGACGCCGUCGGUUCUUCUGCCGCUUACCACAAGUGUUCGCCGACCACCGUCUUGGACUUGGGCAGCGGCACCAUCCACAAGAGCAGCCCCGGCGGUCAGUGCGGCGGCGGCGGCGGCGACAACGGAUGGCAACACUACCAGUCGUCGGCGGCGGCCGACUACCACCACCAUCAGCCGGCGGCCGCGGUGCAUCAUCACCAUCUGCAGCCGCAGCAACAGCAACAGCCGUGCUAUCCGAUGAUGAUGCAGCAGAACUGCAGUGGUGACGACGUCGGCUAUCACCAGCAGCAGCUUUCUGUGCAGCAGCAGCAGCAGCUGCAGUACACCGCCAUCAAGACGGAAGACUGCCCCGACUCGCUGGACUUGAUGUACCCGAUGGCGCAGCAAGACGUGGAUUACUCCGUGGGCGGCGGCAUGCACAGCGACGGCUCGUCCAUGGACUUUAUCGGCUCGGACGCCGGGCCCAUGUCGGCCUCCGACGUCGUGUCCGCCGCGCACGUGGUCGACUAUAUGGUCCUCGACCCGGCCAAACUCUUGUUGGCCAACAACAAUUUUUACAUGGACUCCGCUUACUGCGCCGAAGCCAAUAAUAACAACAACAGCGGCGACGCCGCCGCGUUCAACGAGUUCCAGCUGAACGCAGCUGAUAUGCAUACUUGGUCUGCGACCAUCGAUCAAUGAACGUGUGGACCAGCCGAGGCCGUUGAUCAGCGCUGUAAAACUGUAUACGCCAAUACUAUGUAUGGGGCGAUCAGCGUGUCCGGCUGGGAUACUUAUGUGAAAACGUUCCAUAUUAGCUGUCCAUAUUAGCUGUCCACGGCGCGUGAUGUGUACUUGAUCUGCGCUUCUUCUGCGGCGUGCGUGUGUACAUAUUAUAAAAAAAUUUGUAAUUAAAAAUCGUGUUUGACGGCGUGAAAUUUUUUUUUUUUUUUUUGGUUUUUUGAAAUAUGUUUAAAAUAUUAGAAAUUUUAAAUCGCUAGCAUAUAUAUAUAUAUUCAAUUUUGUUUCUUAUUUUUUUAUAUUCUCAAUUUACCUAUUGAAUGUACGUACCUACUUACGUUUUUUUUUUUUUUCGAUCAUUAUUAAUUUUAUUUUUUAUAUAAUAAUAUAAUAUAGUUAUAACGAAUAUUUUAAUCCACGGGUGAUGGAUUGUUAUUUUGACGACAGUUGAUGAUUAUUUUUUUUUUUUUUGUAAACGUCGCCAAUUUUACCGGUACCUAACCUUUUGUCAUACGUAACAGCUAUUACGAAACAUUUUUUUCACUACGGUUAUAGAUUUUUCCCCACAAUGAAAUUUUAAUUUUAAAUUUAACUAUUCACCGUAUCUAAUAUGAAAAAUAUUCACUUUUUGUCUCUUCAUUUUUUCCCUACUCGUUGUCAAAAUGCUCACACAUUGGCCUUUUUUAUUAUUAUUUAUAUUUAUAGAUUAUUGUUAAAUGAAAGUUAAUUAUAAUACGUACAUGGCUUGA
Messenger RNA from Aphis gossypii (cotton aphid), 3189 nucleotides. Its product is annotated as transcription factor glial cells missing-like. Lineage: Eukaryota; Metazoa; Arthropoda; Insecta; Hemiptera; Aphididae. Gene Ontology annotation, molecular function: DNA-binding transcription activator activity, RNA polymerase II-specific; RNA polymerase II cis-regulatory region sequence-specific DNA binding. Gene Ontology annotation, biological process: gliogenesis; regulation of transcription by RNA polymerase II. The record is from RefSeq and is a predicted model, not a curated record. Gene Ontology annotation, cellular component: nucleus.